Messenger RNA from Bufo bufo (common toad), 3288 nucleotides. It is a transcript of the gene USF2, whose product is annotated as upstream transcription factor 2, c-fos interacting. Gene Ontology annotation, molecular function: DNA-binding transcription factor activity, RNA polymerase II-specific; RNA polymerase II cis-regulatory region sequence-specific DNA binding; protein dimerization activity. The transcript is spliced from 10 exons. The record is from RefSeq and is a predicted model, not a curated record. Lineage: Eukaryota; Metazoa; Chordata; Amphibia; Anura; Bufonidae. Gene Ontology annotation, biological process: regulation of transcription by RNA polymerase II. Bases 441 to 1400 code for a protein of 319 amino acids.
AUUCCCCGCAGCGCUGAACUGUUACCAGAAGUGUGUGCUUUGCUUUGUGUUUGCCGGGCCCGCCCGCUCGUGGUUUAAGCUUGUUGUGUGUGGGGCCCGCCCGCUCGUCUUUCUGCCCUCCCGCUCUGGUGUGUGCGGCUGCAGCUGCUGACAGACCCGCCCGCUCCCGCCCGCCCGUCUGACGCUGCCGCAGCUCGGUGCCUGCUGCUGCUGCCCGGUGUGAGGUGCUUCGCGGCUUCUCCCCGCCUCCCUUCUCCUCACGUGUCCCGGCGGCGGUGCAGGAGAGGCAGGCAAGGGAUCUUCUCACAUGACCCGUGUGUUUGUCCCCGUGAUCAGAUCCGUCGGGCCUUCCUCCUCCUCCUCCUCCCCGGGCAGCCCCGGGCCCCGGCCCCGCACAGCCUGACCCGGGGGGGGCCCUCUCCCUGCCCGAGCCCCGACACAUGGACAUGCUGGAUCAGAGCCUCGACUCCUCCGCCGCCGCCAGCCACAACAAAGGACAGGAAGCGGAUGAAGUGGUCGAGCUUCAUGACGGAGAUGAGACGAGCACCGACGAGCAUACCGCGGUGGCCAUUGCUGCCGUCCAGCAAGCAGCCUUUUCAGAGCACAACAUUCAGUACCAGUUCCGCACAGAGAACAAUGGAGGACAGGUGACGUACAGGGUUGUCCAGGUGACAGACGGUCAGCUGGACGGACAGGGGGACGGAACCGGAGCAGUGAGCGUUGUGUCGACGGCGGCCUUUGCUGGCGCCCAACAAGCUGUGGCGCAGGCCGUCAUCCAGAACCCCUUCAGUAAUGGUGGAAGCCCUUCUACGGAUGCGGUCAGUGGUGAGGCUCGCUUUGCCUACUUCCCCGCUUCAACUGUGGGCGAAACAACAGCUGUGUCCGUUCAGACCACUGACCCCGGGCUGGCUCAAGCAGGAGGGCAGUUCUAUGUCAUGAUGACCCCUCAAGAUGUGCUUCCAGCCGGGACGCAGAGGUCGAUUGCUCCGCGCACUCACCCCUACUCUCCCAAAAUGGAUGGAAACAGAACCCCGCGGGAUGAGCGGCGUCGGGCACAACACAAUGAAGUGGAGAGGAGAAGAAGAGACAAGAUUAACAAUUGGAUCGUCCAGCUGUCAAAAAUCAUUCCAGACUGUAAUACGGAUAGCAGCAAGACCGGAGCAGUUUCCGAUAUACAGCAGAGCAAAGGCGGAAUCCUGUCCAAGGCCUGCGACUACAUCCGCGAGCUGCGCCAGACCAAUCAGCGCAUGCAGGAGACCUUCAAGGAAGCCGAGCGGCUGCAGCUGGACAACGACAUGCUGCGUCAGCAGAUUGAAGAGCAGAAGAACGAGAACACCCUCCUGCGGGCGCAGCUGCAGCAGCAUGGCAUCGAGAUCGUGGAAGAGGCUCCGAGGCAGUAGAUCCAGUACCACGCUGGUCAAAAAGAUGCCACGGAAAAAGAAAAGAAAAAAAAUGAACUUGUAUAUCAGCACCCCCCUCCUCCUCCUCCUUCGUUUUACCCCUUAUGCCCUGCUCACCUACCGCCCAUCCCCCGCAUCUGCCCGGCCUCCCACUACCUUUCCAGUGACCGUGUCAAACAUCUUUCUCCAUCCCGGUGAAGAACAUUGUCUCACAGCACGGGGGAAGGGAGGUGGUCCGGAUCUUCCUUGCAGACAGGAGAACCCUCCCCCCCCUUCAACCAGGAACAUGCCGACCUUGGAAAACUUCUCUCUCCGGCCUCUUCACUGCCAGAGACUUGCAUGGGGUUGACGGGAGGGCUGCCCGCGCGGCAGAGGGUAUAAUACGUUUGCAUUGCCCUCGUUUUUUUUUAUUUUUAUGAUAAAUAUAUAAAUAUGAACCUUAGACUUUUAGCAAUGACGUUAGAAGAAAUGACCCCCUCGUUCCUCCCCCCUCCCCCCAACCACCAUUAAAUAUAUUAUUAUUAUUUUUUUUUUUAUUAUUACGCACCUGUGGUAAUCCCCUGCAGUGUGUGAGUAUGCAGAGCAUCACCCCAGAUACUACGGCUUCCAGGAGAAUGGCGCCUCGUGCCCAGGGUACAGUCCGCCCAUUCUUUGUCUAUGAUGUUACAAGAUUUGCUUCAUAAUACACUUUGCUGUUUUUACUUUCUUUACGCCCUUCAUGAACUGAGCGCUGCAGCAAGAAGGGGGCGGCCACUAGAUGGCGACGGGGAGCUAUGUAACAAGCAGGUCUUGCCGGUACGGUAAAGCAUGAUGAUGGGGGGGCUGUGUUACAUUUUGUCUCGUACUCCAGUCACAUCCAAAGCUGCCUUCGAAAUCGGCUCUGUGCUGACACAACCUGCCCAUGCAUGUCCCUUAGGAUAAGAGGCCCUUCGUGAUAUAUGGGGGGUGAUGUGGGCAAUCGAACAGCUGCGGAAGACCAUGGGGAACACUUAUAAGGGUUGUCCAUGGUUUAAAGGUGUUGUCCAGUCUUGGAAAAACAUAGCUGCUAUCUUCCACAAACAGCACCACACCUGACCACAGGUUGUGUGUGGUAUUGCGGCUCAGCCUGAGCUGUAAUACCAGCCACAACCCUUGUACAUUGUUUUUUUUUUAAAAGCAGCCACAGUUUUUUUUUCUAAUCCUAGACGACCCCUUUAAGUGAUGGCCUAUAGGCAGCUGGUCUGUGUAGCUUUGUCUACAGAAGUUGGCGCCGAAGCUACAUGCCACCAGCUACUACAGCCCUGCUAUAAUGAUGGAGGGGGCGAGGUGCCAUCACUUGUACCCCUUUAACAGUUCAUUGAUGGAGAUGUUUAAAGGGGUACUCCCAUUGUAUAAAGUGAUGGUAUGUAACUCCUGUAUGAAGGUGUAGCCGUUGUAGUUUAGUGCCGGGACUUGCAGUACAUCCCCAUUCACUAGAAAGGGGCCAUGCUGCACUUUGGGAGGCUAGGAUCGACCAGCAAGGAGGUCCAGGGCUAAACGGACGAUGCUGCGCCUUUGUCCCAGAGAUCGGUCCACCAUGAUCCUAAAGUAACUUCUAUACCGGAUCCUACAUCCCCCCCCCCCCUCAGUGCGGCCCAGGGGAUUGGGCAGGGGCUGCCGUGAGCUCUGGAUGUGGGCGCAGUGCGGCCUGUCACUUCCACUUACUCUGAAGCAAUAGAUGACGUGUGCGCUGACACUAUGCACUUUACCUCUUCGUGGCCAGCAUGAUUCGUGGCGUCUCGUCCGCCCCUAGGUUCACGGAGAGAUCUGCUUGCUGCAUCGCUCCCGGCGUCUGGACCUGUUCACAUUCACCACCUUUGUUUUAUCGUUUAGUCAUGUGACCCUCGACGCUCAGAUAACGCCAUGUCUU